This is a messenger RNA of Monoraphidium neglectum, 1446 nucleotides long. Its product is annotated as histidine decarboxylase. Bases 1 to 1446 code for a protein of 481 amino acids. NCBI's taxonomy places the organism in Eukaryota, Viridiplantae, Chlorophyta, Chlorophyceae, Sphaeropleales, Selenastraceae. Gene Ontology annotation, molecular function: carboxy-lyase activity; pyridoxal phosphate binding. The transcript is spliced from 9 exons. Gene Ontology annotation, biological process: carboxylic acid metabolic process. The record is from RefSeq and is a predicted model, not a curated record.
AUGCAGACGUUCGGCGAAGCGGUCGAGCUGGCGAGCUCGUGCCCGCUGCCUCAGGCUGUAGGGGAUGUGGCGGAGAGGCACAUCAGUGAUGAUUUGCUCAAGGUGCUGCGCACGGAGCGGCUGAAGGCCCCUGAUACUCUCCAGGUGGCGCCCUACCAGGCGACUCCCGUCUGUGGCGCCAUCACGCACCACCAUGCGGCGGGUCUGCACAUCCCUGAUGAGGAGCGUCCCGAGGAGGAACGGAUGGCAGCGAUCAACGAAACCAUCCAGAAGUACGAGAAGAAGCUUGCCGAGCGCACCAAGCACCACAUGGGCUACCCGUACAACCUCGACUUUGACUUUGGCGCGCUUGAGGGCCUGACGCGGUACUCCAUCAACAACCUGGGCGACCCUUUCAUCGAGAGCAACUAUGGCGUCCACUCGCGCGAGUUUGAGGUGGGCGUGCUCAACUGGUUUGCGCGGCUGUGGGAGAUUGACGAGGAGGAGUACUGGGGCUACAUCACCAACUGCGGCACGGAGGGCAACCUGCACGGCAUACUGGUGGGGCGUGAGAACCUGCCAGACGGCAUCCUGUAUGCCAGCCGCGAGACGCACUACAGCAUCUUCAAGGCGGCCCGCAUGUACCGCAUGGACGCAGUCAAGGUGUCAACCCUGGAGACUGGCGAGAUCGAUUACGCCGAGCUGGAGGCCUCCCUCAAGGCCAACGCCGGCCGCCCCGCCAUCAUCAACGUCAACAUCGGCACCACUGUCAAGGGCGCCGUGGAUGAUCUGGACCGCGUCCUCGACAUCCUCAAGGCCACGGGCUACACAGAGGACCGCUUCUACAUCCACUGCGACGGCGCGCUCUUUGGCAUGAUGAUGCCCUUCCUGAAGCAGGCGCCCAUGGUGACGUUCCGCAAGCCGAUCGGGUCGGUGUCGGUCAGCGGGCACAAGUUCCUUGGCGCGCCCGUGCCAUGCGGCGUGGUCAUUACGCGGUUCCGCCACGUGCUGGCGCUGUCUUCCGACGUGGAGUACCUCAACAGCCGCGACGCCACCAUCAUGGGCUCACGCAACGGCCACGCGCCGCUGUACCUGUGGUACACCCUGACCCGCAAGGGCUACGCCGGCAUCGCGCGCGACGUGGAGCGCUGCAUGCGCAACGCGCACACGCUCAAGUCAAUGCUCGACCAGGCCGGCGUGAAGACCAUGCUCAACGAGCUGUCCAACACGGUGGUGUUUGAGCGGCCGCGGGAGGAGGCGUUUGUGCGCAAGUGGCAGCUGGCGUGCGAGGGGGACAUUGCGCACGUGGUUGUCAUGCCCAACAUCGACAUCGCCAAGCUGGAGGAGUUUGUGCAGGACUACAUCUCAUCGCGCGCCCGCGUGGCCAUCGCCGCCGCUAAGCGCGUGGCCGCCGACGCGCGCGCCGCCGAGGCAGAGAGCGGCGACGGCGACGACGACUCGGCCUAG